Molecule: messenger RNA, 1723 nt
Organism: Papilio polytes (common Mormon)
Lineage: Eukaryota; Metazoa; Arthropoda; Insecta; Lepidoptera; Papilionidae
Exons: 10
Coding region: 107-1723 (538 amino acids)
Biological process (GO): negative regulation of RNA catabolic process; regulatory ncRNA-mediated post-transcriptional gene silencing
Cellular component (GO): catalytic step 2 spliceosome
Source: RefSeq, a predicted model, not a curated record
GACACGACAUUGUCAUUUGUGAUUUCUAUAACCCGGCUCAGCUGUUUUGGAAUUUCAUGUAUUAUGUUUCCCGCAAUAUUUUAAGACGAAGUCGAUAUCUGUAAUAAUGGCUCUUUUUCCGGCAUAUUCUGCCAGGUCUUUGGAUGAGGGCGAUGACGACGCAGCUCGUUGGCCAUUAAAGAGUGAUGAUGUCUUGGAAGACGAACUUUUGGCGAGCGACACGGACGAAGAAAUGGACACUUCGCCGGAAAUGGAGAAGGAACCAGCGAAAAACGACGACUAUUAUGUAGAUUGCAAAAUGGAUAAUGGCAAUCGUCGCGUUUCAACUCUUUACUAUCCUGGCAGACCACAAUAUGAGCGCAGCUCAGGCCGGCUGGGCGAGCCAGAGGACGACAGGCCCCAACGAUCUCGUCCGCGCCGCUACUUCCGGCAGCGUGUACCAGACACUGAGGAUUCGAGCGCGGUGCAAGAGCGUGCUGCUGCCAUGCGCAGAGUACUGGAGGGGUCGCCUCAAGAUGUUGAACUCUGGGAAAAAUAUAUUGACUUCAUGGAAUCCUACGGCGGAGAGAAAGAUGCAAUAGAUGCGGUGGAGUUAGCAGUUAGUAAGAAUGGGAGUUCACGGCGGCUCCGCAUGCGUUGGUACGCCGUCAUGCGCCACGCCCUGCCGCCGCAACCGUACGCUGAGCGUCUGCGGGAGAACUUAGCUAAAGAGAAGGACUUGGAAAUCCGGCUGGAGCUGUGGCUGCAGCUGAUAAUAGAGAGCGGGCUGCCGCUGUCGACGGUGUGGGUGCGCGUGGAGCGCGCGCGCGCGGCGGCGCACUGGCGGGCGCAAGGGCCGGCGGGCGGCGCGGCGGGCGGGGCGCUGGACGACGGCGGCGACCCGCAGCGCGCGCCGCAGCCGCACGACGUGGCCGACCUGCUGCGCCCCGUCGCGCUCCCGCACCAGCUCUUCCGCCUCUCCGUGCGCAUGCUCAUGCUCGCCAAGGUGCCGCUGCUGUGCGGCGCGGGCUGGUCCGCGCUGGGCGGGCGCGCGGGCGCCGAGUACGAGUGCGGCGAGGAGCUGCUGGGCGCGCUGGGCACGGCGCGCGCGCUUCCGCCGCGCCACCCCGCGCACCUCGCGCCCGACGCCGCGCAGCGCCUGCUCGCGCUCUUCCUCGACCCGCCGCACUACUUCACCGACGAAUACGGCUACCUGUCGUGGGUGGACCGGCUGUGGGAGGCGUGCUGCGGCUGGGCGCGCGGCGCGCGGCGCACGGCGCUGCUGUGCUGGCGGCUGCGCUGGCUGCGCGCGCUGCUGCUGGCCGCGCACGCCGCCUCCGCGCCGCACUCCGCCGCCGCCGACGCGGAGAUACGCCGCAUGCGCGCUGACGCCAAGAGCAUCCUGCGGCGGCUGGCGGGCGCGGCGCCGCUGGCGUUCGCGGAGUGGGCGCGGCUGGAGGCGGCGGCGGGCGGGCUGACGGCGGCCGCGCGCGCCGCCCGCCACGCGCUGCGCGCCGCCAUCCGCGACCGCGCUGUGCCGCACCACCACGUGCUCUACAUCGCACGGGUGGCGUGCGAGGUGGGCACCACGGAGGGCCAGCCGGGGCUGCUGGGCGUGACGGCGCUGGUGGCGGCCGUGCUGCGCCACUCGCAGCUCCUCGUCUGCGGCGCCAAGCAGCAGGACCUCGUGUACGCAUUGGAAAUUGUAAGAGUCCCUCCCUUCUCCCCCCUUUUCCACCUGUAG